Solanum stenotomum is the source of this 1916-nucleotide messenger RNA. RefSeq names its product serine/threonine/tyrosine-protein kinase HT1-like. The record is from RefSeq and is a predicted model, not a curated record. Gene Ontology annotation, biological process: protein phosphorylation. Gene Ontology annotation, molecular function: protein kinase activity; ATP binding. The transcript is spliced from 3 exons. NCBI's taxonomy places the organism in Eukaryota, Viridiplantae, Streptophyta, Magnoliopsida, Solanales, Solanaceae. Bases 725 to 1858 code for a protein of 377 amino acids.
UUUUGUUCAUCUUUCAUUUGAUAAAGUUCAUUUCUUUUAAACUUUUUUUCCCUUUGGAAUCCAUGUUUCUUGAAUCUCUUCAUGCAUUUCUUGAAAUCAAUGCAAACAUCUAGAAGAAAAACACCAUUUGAGAAAGUUUCUAUCUUGACACUUUUCAAGUGAAAAAUAUUUGAUUUUUUUAACCAAAUUUUAUUUUUUUUUCUUUAGUUGUUUCUUGUAACUUGUAGAAAGUUUUGAUGGGGUUUUUUCUUCUUUUGAGAUUAACUCAUAUUUCUUUCUUUUUUGAUAGAAAGUUCACUUCUUUUUAACUUGUACCUUUUGAAAUCCAUGUUUCUUGAAUUAGUUCAUGCAUUUCUUGAAAUCCAAAAACACAAAAUACCCUUUGAAAGUAUCUCUAUUGUGGAAAUUUCCAACAUCUUUUUUUUUUGGCUAAAAGUGUGAAAAAGAUUUGAUCUUUACCCAAUAUCUGGUUUAUGUCAACACUUUCCAACAUCUUGAAAAAGAUUUGAUCUUUAACCAACAUUUGGUUUCCAUUUUUAUGGCUAUUUCUUGUUGACACUUUUCAACUUCCUUUUAGGUUGAAACAAGGGAAAAAGAUAUAAUCUUUAACCAAAAAAAUGGUUUCUAUUUCAAUGUCCACUUCUUGUUAAAACUUUCCAACAUCUUUUUAGGCUGAAAAAGAUUUGAUCUUUAACCAAGAAUUGGUUUCUAUUUCAACUUUUCAAUGGCUACUUCUUGUUUCAAUCCAUUUAAGCUGCGAAGAUCGAGGAGCAAACCGUUAUCUGUUCCUUCCUCCUCAUCAAGAACACAGUGGAAUUCAGCUAAUAUAGAAACAAUGGAGAAGAAGAGAUUUGAUAGUUUGGAAUCAUGGUCAAUGAUAUUGGAAUCUGAUAAUUUUGAGACUUGGGAAACUUCAAAAGAGGAUCAAAAAGAAGAAUGGACAGCUGAUUUAUCUCAGCUUUUUAUUGGUAAUAAAUUUGCUUCUGGUGCUCAUAGCAGAAUUUAUAGAGGGAUUUAUAAGCAGAGAGCAGUUGCUGUGAAAAUGGUGAGGAUUCCAACUCAUAAGGAGGAGACUAGAGCUAAGCUUGAACAACAGUUCAAGUCUGAAGUUGCUUUGCUUUCUAGACUCUAUCAUCCCAAUAUAGUUCAGUUCAUCGCCGCGUGUAAGAAACCUCCUGUGUACUGUAUCAUCACAGAGUACAUGUCACAAGGAACUCUAAGGAUGUACCUCAACAAGAAAGAGCCAUACUCACUCUCAACAGAAACAAUUCUGAGGUUAGCCCUCGAUAUAUCGCGAGGAAUGGAGUAUCUUCAUUCACAAGGGGUGAUCCAUAGAGACUUGAAAUCGAGUAAUUUACUCUUAAAUGAUGAGAUGCGCGUUAAGGUCGCGGAUUUUGGCACGUCGUGUCUUGAAACACAAUGCAGAGAGGCUAAAGGUAAUAUGGGAACGUAUCGAUGGAUGGCACCAGAGAUGAUCAAGGAGAAACCUUAUACGCGGAAAGUUGAUGUUUACAGUUUCGGGAUUGUGCUGUGGGAACUCACAACAGCUUUGUUACCAUUUCAAGGAAUGACACCAGUUCAGGCUGCUUUUGCUGUUGCUGAAAAGAACGAACGACCACCUAUGCCAGCAAGUUGUCAACUGGCGCUUGCACAACUUAUAAAGCGUUGCUGGGCAGCUAACCCUUCGAAGAGGCCAGAUUUCACAUACAUUGUAUCUGCACUCGAAAAGUACGAUGAAUGUGUCAAGGAAGGGCUUCCAAUGACCCUUCAUUCAGGGCUAGUUAGCCGGAACGCCAUUAUUGAACGUUUGAAAGGCUGUGUAUCCAUGAGUUCUUCAUCUAUACCUGUAAAUGUUUGAAUCUUUUAUCAAUCAAUAAUAAUUCUUAGUCAUUUAAUAUAUCAUGCUAAUUGUUCAA